Mytilinidion resinicola is the source of this 2175-nucleotide messenger RNA. RefSeq lists its product as uncharacterized. The coding region runs from base 1 to 2175 and encodes 724 amino acids. The record is from RefSeq and is a predicted model, not a curated record. Gene Ontology annotation, cellular component: cytoplasm; focal adhesion; cell-cell junction. Gene Ontology annotation, biological process: cell-cell junction organization; positive regulation of substrate adhesion-dependent cell spreading; positive regulation of integrin-mediated signaling pathway. NCBI's taxonomy places the organism in Eukaryota, Fungi, Ascomycota, Dothideomycetes, Mytilinidiales, Mytilinidiaceae. The transcript has 4 exons.
AUGCUGCCUGCAAUCAAGUGCUCAGAUUGUGGUGUGGAAAUUGAAAUUAUGAGCAUGGCCGACCAUGUUUGCUCCAAGGUUCCUUCACAAAAACCGCAAUCGCCAAAGAGCAGGAUGGAUCGAGCAGCCACCUUCAGUACAAGCCUAGCUGCGAAGACGUCGGGACUUCUCCGACCCGGUCGCAUGCCACCACCACCAAAGAUCGACUCUUCUGUUGCUAAUAAACCUUUCGCGCCGCGCGAUCAAUUGACACCUCUGAGCAGCUAUAGUGACCCGAGGAGUGCCUCUCCCAUUUCUCCCGGCUACAAACCAAAGAUGAUGAGGAGCGCCACCAGCCCGAUGCCUCGACCAUUCAGUCCACCGUCUCCCGACCUAUUAUCGGGCAAUAUGGACUGCCCCUUUCCCCCGUUCCCAACUUCUCGCAGCGGUACACCUACGCCUAAGGAGGCAAAACCGAAAUCUAGAGAUGGAUUACAACCAAUACCCGACCAUCGGUAUGCCGAAGCAGAUCCUUUGUACGCGCCUUUGAGUCCACGAACGACCGGUGGCGCCAGUGUGCUCAAGAGAAUGAACACAAUUGCGCCAGGCCCAUUCGAUGCUCGGUCUGGUAAAGGACCAGAAAAGACGCCACCAAUCGACAAAUCAGGGCUGGGCCAUAGAAGAAAUGCGACUCAUGGUAGUAUAGGCAGCAACUACACUGGAAAUGUGCAAAGAGCUUCCUCUGUGGGAUCUACCAGAUCUCGUAGUUCAACGCUGUCUUCGAAUGGAGUCGUUGGCCUUCCAUCGCGCCCAAAACAAUCAGGACCACCUGCGAGGCCAUCACGACCGGAAGGGAUUGAUGCCUUCUUAGAGCAAUUGCAAGAGCAGGCUAACGAGCUUCCGAAACGAGGCUUAUCUGCGGACAGCCGGGCGCGCACAUUUCCUUUGCGGAAAGAUAGCGAAGCUAAUGUGGAUGUUCCGCCAUUACCAUCAUUACCACCACUUCAAAGGCGACCGACCAUGGGAUCUGAGGCAUCAGAUAGCUCUUCCAUUGUAUCAAGAGGUCUGCCGAGCGAUCCAAAAUCAUCCAACGGAUUCCCACCGAGGAGUGCAAGCCGCAGCGGUUCUUUCAGCGGUUCGAGGGCUGGUCUGAGACGCGACGACCCUCCACCGGUUCCGGCGCUACCGGUGUUGCCGAAUAUCCAGACACAAGUUCCGGCGAAACCACUUCAUACACCUUCUGAUUCAGGUUCAUCUGAUGAUUCCGUUGCCAACUCCGAUAUUCGAAGUGCAACGAGUUCAAGAUCCAGUCCACCGGCAUCAGAGGCUUGGGGCUUGUCACGAAGGCCUUCCAAGGCCAGUGCCUACGAGCCACCAGCGCAAGAGGAUAACCGGAUACAAAGGAUUGCCAGUCCUAGUGUAGACUCGCGAACACAGUCUCCACGGCCUCUUACCCCCGAGACACGGAGCGACAGCCGAAAUGGCCCUACCGGCUAUAACAGAGGCAUGGCGCCUGAGCCGUUGAUGAAACCAAGGCCGUUUCCGGUCGCAGACGGGCCGGAGUCUCCAAUGGAUCCUGCUAUACAAUUGGGCCUAUUUAACCAGAGGCGCCCCUCGAAGCCCUCUAUACUUCCAACUCCUCAACCACCACCGCCUCCCUCGUUCAACUUUUCGAUGAGCCCUCCUAAGGGCGCUCCUCCAAUGGUUGCACCACAAGCAUCAACACCGCCCGUCAGCCGACGAGGUACGAUGGCGAGUAAGGGUAAAUGUAGAGGCUGCUCUGAACCUAUUGUUGGCAAGUCUGUCAAAGCUGCGGACGGGCGUCUUACUGGUCGCUACCAUAAGCAAUGCUUUGUGUGCAAGACCUGCCGCGCCCCGUUCCAGACAGCAGAUUUCUACGUCAUCAACAACUUUCCCUAUUGCGAGCAGCACUACCACCAACUCAACGGAUCUCUCUGCAAGGGCUGCAAUCGUGGCAUCGAAGGUCAAUAUCUUGAAACCGACCAACGACAAAAGUUCCACUCGAAUUGCUUCACCUGCAACCACUGCCGAGUCAGAUUAAGAGACGACUACUUCGAAGUCGGAGGGAAGGUCUUUUGUGAAAGACACGCCUUCCACGUCGCUCAGCAGAACAACAUGCUUGGCGCGCGGAGGAAUCCGGAGCGCCGGACCACAAGGCUUAUGAUGAUGAUGUGA